Lagopus leucura (white-tailed ptarmigan) is the source of this 3715-nucleotide messenger RNA. RefSeq names its product solute carrier family 35 member E2A-like. Bases 879 to 2108 code for a protein of 409 amino acids. Gene Ontology annotation, molecular function: antiporter activity. Lineage: Eukaryota; Metazoa; Chordata; Aves; Galliformes; Phasianidae. Gene Ontology annotation, cellular component: Golgi apparatus. The transcript is spliced from 10 exons. The record is from RefSeq and is a predicted model, not a curated record.
GCUCCCUGCUCGGGGCGGCCGCGAGGGUCGCGAGGGGCGGGCGGAGUGCCGCUGGUGUGCGGAAAAACGUUCGGCUGUUUUUGAGCGUUUCUUUGCGCGGGAGACGUUAGUAGUUCUGAGAUGGUGUUCGCGGUCUGUACGCCUUUGUGCUUUGUUGUCGUUCAGUGAAAUAACGUCGGCUGCUCGCUCGGAUGCUGAGCUGCCAAGGGCACGUGGGCGUGUCUGCAUCCCGGCCUCUCCUCGCUGCCCGACUAAGCUCGGUUUCAGAAGUGGCCGCUUCUAGCGUUCCUGCUCCUCGCGUUUUUUGUGGAUACCACCAAAAGAAGACAUCCAUCUUUAUGCACAGACAAAGCCGCGGUUCUUCCCACCCCUCCUUCCUAACGCCUUGUCUUUCUGCCAGAUGCUGGUCGUGCUGAAGCCCCAAGCUCUGCCCGUCCAACGAACGCUAUCAGGAGCUGCUGGGUGACGUGUAACAGCGAUGGGCAGAAUGUGCUCCACUGCUGACAGCACAGCGAGAGCUUCUGACUAACAGAAACAGUCUACCAGCUACUGCCACGUUUUCAUUUAUUGGUAAACAUCAGCUGCUGGUUGCUCUUAUGGGAGGAGGAUUGAAUUACUUCCAGAUGGAAAGCUCUUCCAGCCAAUUUAAAGCUUUCCAGCUGAUGUAAGACAGCAGGUAGAAAAAAAUGGAAUAGAGCACAUGAAGAGGCAUCUAAAGUUGCUUUUCACACAGGAUGUUACUUGGAGGACCAAAUACACUUUUGGAGACCACUGGAGAUGAAAGAUUGAUCACAUGAUAUUUUUCUUCUCUCCACGUACUGUUCCCUACGAAGUCAGUGUUGCUUUGUGUUAAGGACAGGCAGUUGUGUUGUGUCACAAUGUCGACUGUGACGAGUGCUGAGACACCGGAGGAACCCAAUCCUCCUCUCCUUGAAGAAAAGCCAAAGGGAAAAUCACUAUUUAAUUUGGGCUCGCUCUUUGCUAACAGGAGUGAAAAAUUUGUAAUUGCUAGGAGUGAUAGUGUGCCAGAAGAGAACGUUCUGAAAAUAACUAUCACAGAGACCACGGUCAUCGAGUCAGACUUGGGAAUCUGGAACUCUCAUGCUCUCAUCUACCUCACUUUGUGGUUUUUCUUCAGCUUUUGCACUCUUUUUCUUAACAAAUACAUCCUUUCCUUACUGGAAGGAGAGCCCAGCAUGCUAGGUGCUGUUCAAAUGCUUUCAACCACCUUUAUUGGUUGUAUAAAAAUGUUUGUUCCAUGCUGCUUGUACCAGCACAAAACACGCAUCUCUUACCCACCCAAUUUCAUCAUGAUAAUGCUGUUUGUUGGACUGAUGAGAUUUGCAACAGUGGUCUUAGGGCUCGUCAGCUUGAAAAAUGUGGCAGUUUCAUUUGCAGAGACAGUUAAAAGUUCCGCACCUAUUUUUACUGUUAUCAUGUCUCGGAUGAUAUUGGGGGAAUACACUGGAUUGCUGGUUAAUCUCUCUCUCAUUCCAGUUAUGGGUGGGCUAGCUCUGUGUACAGCUACUGAAAUCAGCUUCAACAUUCUAGGUUUCUCGGCAGCUUUAUCUACUAAUAUAAUGGACUGUCUGCAGAAUGUCUUUUCCAAAAAAUUACUCAGUGGAGAUAAAUACAGAUUUUCAGCCCCAGAGCUUCAGUUCUAUACAAGUGCUGCUGCAGUGGUUAUGCUUAUUCCAGCUUGGAUAUUUUUCAUGGAUGUUCCAGUGAUUGGGAAAAGUGGAAGGAGUUUUAGCUACAACCAAGAUGUAGUUGUACUUCUCUUAAUAGAUGGAGUCUUGUUCCACCUGCAAAGUGUUACAGCCUAUGCCCUGAUGGGAAAAAUUUCUCCUGUGACUUUCAGUGUUGCCAGUACUGUGAAGCACGCACUGUCAAUCUGGCUAAGUAUUAUUGUGUUUGGUAACAAAAUCACAAGCCUCUCAGCCAUUGGGACUGUUCUAGUGACGGUGGGAGUUCUGCUUUACAACAAGGCAAAGCAGCAUCAGCAAGAAACUAUACACAGCCUGGCAGCUGCAGCCCCACAGCCUGCACCAAGUACAGCUGAAGAUACUGAGCCACUGAUUGCCAAGGAUUUGAAACCAUAUGAUUGAUAUGACCACUUAUUCGUACAACAUUGUACAACUCAAAGGGACUCCUGCCAGAAGUGACUGUUUCUGUGACUAUUGAUGCUGAUGUGGUUCCUUUGAGGUUCACAGCAAGUCAGGCCUGGGACUUGAAGCAGAAAGAGAACGAUGACAGGAACCCAGGAAGCCUUGAUUUUUCUGAGAAACUGAAAUAGCAGAGGGCCUGGUGUUAUUUAAUGUGGUAAAUGUGGGCUUUUUGAUCUCUUGACUGCAAAAAAAACCCACACAAGCCUAUAUUAGAGAAAGAACUUUGGUGUCUUGUAGGAAAAUUCUUGCUUCCUCCUUGCCCAGGAAAACAAUGUGAAAACUUUGGCCCGUCACUGUAUUUGGCUUUCUUGCAGUGGAAUGAAAUUUCAAAGUGUUAUUACUGUAUGCUGCAUCCUCCAUUAUCUGUUUGUGUUGCAGAGCUGGAAGGAGGAACCCCUCCCUCCCCCAGCUCAUGUCUCAGCAAAUGGCUUAUUUUGGUAAAGCCCUCGUUAAAGUAAAUUACAGACAUGAGUCCAUGUCUCAAAGCACAAUGAGCCACUAUUUCCAACUACAAAACUAGCAGUAGAUAGUCUUUUUUUUUUUUUUUUGCUGAAACUCAAAAGGGAAAUCUUUCAUCCUGGUUAUGUAUUUACAGUAUUGAAAUGCAAGUGCACAGACAGUUGUACUGUAUAAACAGUGCUGAAGUACAUAUUUGCACUUGCUUGCAGAUUAUCACCAAAACCUGUGAUUUUGCUGUGAUAAGUCAGGAUAUCCGUAUUUCUAUCAGAAACCAUUUUAAUAUCUGAAUUUCCUGCAUUUUGUUAUGUAUUUUUUAAUGAGGAAGUGAGCUUUUAUUUUGUAGCAUUGUUUGUAGGACUGCAAUGAAAGUACUGCCUUUCAGAAACUCAGGGUUAUUACCCUAUGUACAAAAUAUUUCUGACAUUUCCAGUUAUGUGAGGAAUCUUGGGGGUAUCUGACAAAGCUGGAAGGGGACCACGAGCUGAGGCUGAUCUGAGAAUUCUUCCUUUUUUGGAGAAGUUACAUUUCAUGGCUGACUGGAGGUUAAAAGCCAAUUUCUUGCCUUCCCUUUAAGGAAACCUGAAAUUUUAUUCAUUUGUUUUUGCAAAUCGAGCACAUGUAUCUACAGAACCCAUCACGUGGGCUUUUUGAUAACAAAAUUAACAAAAUGAGCUGAUUUUUAAUAAUUUCCUGUUUUGAAAGAGUGUAGCUUGGUGUUAAAAGCCUGGAUUUAAGUGUUCUUUAGGGUAAAAUACAAUUUCUAAUAGGAAGUUGCAUGCGGAGUUCUUAGGACAUUUCAGCUCCUGCUCACGCUUCCCAUGUGAGGUAUUCCAUGAGCUUGAGUUCCUGGGGAAGGCAAACGUGUCCCCAGGGCAGGCAGUGUGGGGGAGCCUGGCCUCGGGAUCAGUUUGAGCAGCAGCUCAGGUUUAUCCCUGGCUGUGUAUGUUUGCUUUGAGCAGAAGGGAAAUGUCCAUUUUUUCAUCAUUGUGUGAUGUCUGUUCUGUUGCGUGGUUUUUUUGGUGCAUUGUCACUGCUCAUAUUGCUUGCAAAACAAAAACAAAAAAGAAACCUGUGGUCUGUGAAAUGGA